UCCAGGGCUGUGGGGAGACAGCCGGCCCCGGGCCUGUCCCCUCACGGCCCAGCCGCGCUGGGAGCGCGGGCUGCGCGGGCCGCGGGGGGCCCCUGCCGGGGGCGGCCGCUCACUGCACCCGGCCCCACAGCAGAGCCGGCUCCUUGUUCCGGGGAAUUAUUUCACGGAAUGUUUGUUUGGGUUUUGUGUUUAAUUCAAAAAACAUUUCAUUAUUUUCUCCUGCAGUGUAUUCAAGCACACGCUCUAUGUAUUUACCUGCAUACACUGCUAGUUAAGCCAAUUCCAUGAACACCAUGAUUCCAUGUUUUCCCAUUUCCUUGCCCCAAAAUGGAUUGAAAAGCCACACAUGGGUAGGAAGCAGCACCAGGUCUCCAGGAGCAUUGUUUCCAAUCUUCGUGCAGACACUGACUUUCCAGGACUGAUGCUGCUGUACAUGCAUAAUGACACAGAAAGCCUAGAGGAUAGUUUUACCAUGCAGCUGACAGAUGGCAAGCGCACAGUCCAAGGGACACUUUACAUCUACAUCAUGCCAGUCAACGAUGAAAUCCCUCAUCUUUCCAGGAAUAUGGGUUUGGAAGCUGAAGCAGCUGACAAAAAGCCAUUUCCAGUACUGGGCCACAAACAGACACCAAAGAUGCUUCAGGGGAUGAGCUCGACCAAACUGUCCCCAUAUGCCCAGAUCUGCAACUGGAGGUAGCAGUAGCUUUAGGGAUCUUAUUCCUCCUUUGUCCUGGGGAUGAGUGAAAUCCCCAGCCAGCUCCUGCAGGAGUAGGCUUGUUCUGGUAGUAGUUUAGUCCGUGACUUGGUUUUGGUUGAUAGGGUAAGCAGUGAGACCAAACACAGAUUUUUAUCUGACACUUUCUCCUGUGUUGAGGUGGCUCUGGAAGGUCUCCUGCAGGAUUUCUUUCUUGUUUCCUCCUUGUCUUUGCCUCAAGGUGCCCAUAGCCUCUGUCCCUAUCCCACUUGGAGUGAACACAACACACCUAUGGAACACCGGGGCAACCUGGACACCAUCCUCAGGCUCACCCUGCAGCAUUCCAGCUGGGGAAUAACUCAGAGAGAAGGCUUUGCCUCUUGGGCUCAGAUCCUAGAAACUGCUUGUUGCUGCACAUCUCCCUCCACCCUCUCUCUCUGCAAUGACACGUUUUAGCUGACUUUUAUGUUGGUUCACUAAGCCACUGUGCUGUCUUCUUCCUUUUAUAAUUAAGCAACUUGAGAAAUCCUUUGAGGUCAAUAAAUUCUGAGGAGGCUUACAUAAAACAGAAUAUAAAGUGGAGAGCCUUGCCAUCAGAAGCCAGUAAAAGUCAGUGACACCUCUGCAAAUGGCAUUAUGUCAUUGCCUAAUAUUAGUAAGAAACAGUAAGAUUAUGUUUUUUGUUCAGAGCUAUAAAAAGUAAUGAGUGUCACAUAAUCUACUGAAAGGAAGGGGUGGGGGGAGUGCAUGAGAGGAGAGAAAGGUGACUGGAAAAGUGAACUUCCAUUUUUUUGGGCA
This is a messenger RNA of Vidua chalybeata, 1492 nucleotides long. RefSeq names its product FRAS1-related extracellular matrix protein 2-like. NCBI's taxonomy places the organism in Eukaryota, Metazoa, Chordata, Aves, Passeriformes, Viduidae. The coding region runs from base 302 to 697 and encodes 131 amino acids. The transcript has 3 exons. The record is from RefSeq and is a predicted model, not a curated record.